AUGGAGAAAGACGAGUUUGUCUUGCCCGAGCUCAAGAUUUAUAGCCCGAGCUCAAGAUUUAUAGCUGGUGUAGUAGCUGGAAAAAGCAAAAUUUGUUGGGUUUCUACUCUCUCCGACAUGAAUCUUUCAACAUCUGGAUUUGGUCACCAGAGUCAUGAAGGGGAAAAGAAAUGUUUAAAUUCCGAGCUAUGGCAUGCUUGUGCUGGACCACUGGUCUCUCUUCCUUCAUCUGGAAGCCGUGUUGUCUACUUUCCUCAAGGUCACAGCGAACAGGUUGCUGCCACCACUAAUAAGGAAGUUGAGGGUCACAUACCCAAUUACCCAAGCCUACCUCCACAACUAAUAUGUCAGCUCCAUAAUGUUACAAUGCAUUCAGACAUGGAGACGGAUGAGGUAUAUGCUCAAAUGGUACUUCAGCCAUUGACACAGGAGGAGCAGAAGGAUACGUUUGUACCGAUUGAAUUGGGAAUCCCGAGCAAGCAACCUAGCAAUUACUUCUGCAAAACGCUGACGGCUAGUGAUACCAGUACACAUGGAGGGUUUUCUGUUCCUAGACGGGCUGCUGAGAAAGUUUUUCCUCCCUUGGAUUACUCGCAGCAGCCACCAGCCCAAGAAUUGAUUGCAAGGGAUCUCCAUGAUACUGAAUGGAAGUUCAGGCAUAUCUUUCGGGGACAGCCCAAACGGCAUCUGCUUACUACUGGGUGGAGCGUCUUUGUCAGUGCCAAACGACUUGUAACUGGAGAUUCUGUCAUUUUCAUCAGGAACGAAAGAAACCAACUCCUUUUGGGGAUUCGUCAUGCUACUAGACCACAGACUAUUGUACCAUCAUCUAUGUUGUCUAGUGAUAGCAUGCAUAUUGGACUCCUCGCUGCUGCUGCACAUGCUGCUGCGACUAAUAGCUGUUUUACAGUUUUUUAUCAUCCAAGGUCUAGCUCAUCUGAGUUUGUGCUACCACUUCCCAAGUACAUUAAAGCGGUUUUUCACACUCGUAUUUCAGUCGGAAUGCGCUUUCGUAUGCUCUUUGAGACAGAAGAGUCAAGUGUUCGAAGGUACAUGGGUACGAUAACUGGCAUCGGUGAUCUGGAUUCUGUUCGUUGGCCAAACUCUCAUUGGCGGUCUGUGAAGGUUGGUUGGGAUGAAUCAACCGCUGGGGAGAGACAGGCAAGGGCUUCUUUAUGGGAGAUUGAGCCUCUUACCACCUUUCCCAUGUAUCCAUCACUGUUUCCUCUUAGGCUAAAGCGUCCUUGGCAUCCGGGCGCAUCAUCAUUGCACGAUAGCAGAGGUGACAUAGCAAGUGGCCUAACGUGGCUUAGGGGUGGAGCUGGAGAGAAUGGCUUGCUUCCCAUAAAUUAUCCAUCUGCUAGUUUGUUCCCAUGGAUGCAACAGAGGCUGGAUCUCAGUUUACUAGGCACUGAUCAGAAUCAGCAGUACCAAGCAAUGUUGGCAGCUGGUUUUCAGAACGUUGGAGGUGGAGAUCCUCUGAGACAGCAGUUUGUUCAGCUCCAAGAGCCAAACCACCAAUAUCUUCAGCAAUCUGCUGCCGUCAACAAUUCUGAUUUGCUGCUUCAGCAACAUCACCAAGCAUCAUCACAGCAGCAACUUCCACGCCAUCUUCUGCAAGCGCAAACCCAAAUCCUGACUGAGAAUCUUCCUCAGCAGAAUGUGCGACAAGAAGUUAGUAACCAAUUAGGUGGGCAGCCACAGCAACCAGACCGUGUGUGGCAGCAUUCGGAUUUGCUCUCGCCUUCAUUCAUGAAAUCAGAUUUUACAGACUUAAACAACAAAUUCACAACAGCUAAUCCAGUGCCGCAACAAAACUCAACCCUUCAAGGCUCUGGAGAUGGUAGCAAUCUCUUGAAUUUCUCUAUAACUGGUCAGUGUGUACAGGCUGAGCAAUCACCAACACAGGUUUGGUCUCUUAAACACUCUCAACCUGAAUCUAAUGAUUUUUCUGAGCCAUUGUCUCUUCGACAAGCCUAUGGUGGAACAAGUUCUUCUCUGGAACCUCCAAAUCCCAAUCCCCAAAACCUCUCCCUUUUUGGUGUUGAUUCGGACUCUGGACUGUUUCUUCCCACCACUGUCCCUCGUUUUGGUACUUUGGCAGCAGAUGCUGACACCUCCUCAAUGCCAUUAACGGAUUCUGGAUUUCAGAACUCUUUAUACGGGUCCAUGCAAGACACUCCCGAGUUAUUGCAUGGGGCUGGACAGAAUAAGAACUUUGUUAAGGUUUAUAAAUCUGGUUCGGUUGGGCGUUCACUCGACAUCUCUCGGUUUAGCAGCUAUCAUGAGCUGAGAGAAGAGUUGGGUAAAAUGUUUGAUAUCAAAGGGUUGUUGGAAGACGCCUUUAGAUCAGGCUGGCAGCUUGUAUUCGUGGACAAGGAGGAUGAUAUACUUCUUCUCGGCGAUGAUCCUUGGGAGUCCUUUGUGAAUAGCGUUUGGUACAUAAAGAUACUAUCGCCGGAAGAUGUGCAGAAAAUGGGCGAAGGCAGCAACGGAUCCUUUCCACAGAACUUGACCCAUUUCUAG
Arabis nemorensis is the source of this 2526-nucleotide messenger RNA. The record is from the annotation of a GenBank genome assembly. Lineage: Eukaryota; Viridiplantae; Streptophyta; Magnoliopsida; Brassicales; Brassicaceae.